This is a messenger RNA of Botrytis deweyae, 4048 nucleotides long. RefSeq lists its product as uncharacterized. Gene Ontology annotation, biological process: potassium ion transmembrane transport. The coding region runs from base 1294 to 3573 and encodes 759 amino acids. Gene Ontology annotation, molecular function: potassium ion transmembrane transporter activity. Gene Ontology annotation, cellular component: plasma membrane. Lineage: Eukaryota; Fungi; Ascomycota; Leotiomycetes; Helotiales; Sclerotiniaceae. The transcript has 3 exons. The record is from RefSeq and is a predicted model, not a curated record.
ACAUUGCACUCCACUCUUCAAUCAUCAAUCAUCGAUCCAUUCUUUCAUUCAUUCAUUCACUAUCCACCACUUACUUCCUUCACUUCCACCCUCACCUCAAUCUUUUCCUGGGCAAAGAGAUCUUCAAACGCUCAAACGCUCAAACGCUCAUACCACGCUCGUACGAACAUCUCUCUCGACUUUUGUUCAUCACUUCUUUCGCAACUCCUACCUCUCUUCAUCCCAUCAAACCCUCCAUUUCUACUUAUAAAACAGACAUCCGAGCUCAGAAUCCUCCAGAAUAAGAUCAUUGGAAUCGAAGCUGGACUUUGCCACAAUUCAAUAUCUUACACGUUGGAUAAUUCGAGAGAGAGAGAAAGGAACCAGAGUUGUACACACACACACACUCACUCAACAUUCGUUCUUGAUUGCAAUUUUGUCAUUCUUUUUAAUAUCACGAUUUUAUCUCUACAAUCACAUUUGUACCGCAAUUUUUCCUUGACUGAAGAAAGGAAAGCAACUCAAUUCCGACCGCCAACUUCCGACCAAUUCCUAACGACCCAUACCAAUUUCGAGGUACCUGUCGAAGGACGAUCAAACCCGCGCGCUUCAGAGUAACACAAUCAGGAAGACAUCUCACCAAAAGGAAACAACAAUUUCUCUUUCAAUUGUAUCAGUCAAGUCAAGCAAUGUCAAUUUAAUCUUCAAUUGAGAAGAUUUUGAUACCGUCAAUUGGCCUGGUUCAAUUUAAAUCGCAUGAAUAGUGAAUAUUCUUGUCGCAUUCGCAUUCAUUUCCACUUUCUCGUGAAUUUGUCACAGAUCAACAAAAUAUGAUUCAACAAUAGAAACGGCCACUCUUUACCUUUUCUAUUGUGCUUCCUUGCUCAGCUUUAAGCCACGGUCGACCCGAAAACGUAUAUCCACAAUCCUACUGUCGUUGACGUUUGUACCCGUUACCCGUUCAUUCGACCAUUACCAUCCAAGACUAAUCGUUGUCUUACCUUUUUCAUAUCCGUCCUCGAUUGAUAUCAUUCAUACGACCAAGUACAUGAAUACUUACUCGACAUAUCAAUUGUACAUCACCCUCACUUAACCUGCACAAGUCGAUACUUCGCAGGCGGAGAACGACAAGUGCAUCAAAUACAACUCUACAUUCAUUAUAUCGAAGAGACUCACUCAUUGCGAAAUAUCCAACAAAACCUUCAAGGUUACAAUUCCUUCUUUUCUAGCCAGGUGCUUCGACAUUAUAUCCAUUGUCAUCGUGGCAGAGCCAAACGAAUUUAAUUAAAAGAUAUACCCUCUACUAUUUCAAAUAUGGGGAUUUUUUCAAGACGUGUGAACAAAGACGACCUACGUCCUGAGCAGAAAUGGGACUUUAUUAGUCUUAACGAUUUUAAAUCCACAUCCUGUCUCACUCCUUUCGCAUAUGCAUAUCUUUGGAUUUCUUUGGUCAUCUCUACCGCCGUUUAUGGUGUAGAUACUUUUACCGCCGUUAACCUUUUAGCUUUCAAUCGAUGGUCUGGGGAAAUUCAACCAAUCAUUCCUCUCAAAGUUUCGAAAUGGAUCUUUUCUGGAUGUAUCAUUGCUUCUUGGAUUAAUAUUGGAUUCGAACAUUUACGAGCGUGGAGAGUUAUGCGACGAGGAGCUGUUGCCGAAAGUUAUUUGGACAAUCUUGCUGUUCGACUUGAAAGUAUUAAAAUGGGACAGACUGGUCGAGGUUGGAGAAGAUUCUUGGUCUUUGCCGAAUUGACAAAAUCUAAAAAGGGAACCGAAUAUGUUGCGCUAUUUACAUAUUUCGCUUUUCAAUCUUGGAUUCGUGUUGUAUUCUGUCAGGGACCUCGUCAAGUCAUCAACGCAUUAACUCUAUACUCAGUGUUUCAUGCAAAACUCGAUCCUACUGAAUCCAAUGAUGUUGGAGACGCCCUCUUAACCUUUUUCAAGAAGGUUGGAAUCCUUGCAGAACAAGAACAUCAACAAGCAGUUAUCUUGUCUGGUAUGAUCUUCACACUUGUCAUUUGGAUCUUUUCCGCAUUAAGUCUUAUUCUCGCAAUCUUGUUCUAUUUACUGUUCUUAUGGCAUUAUAUUCCAAAUCACGAUGGUGGACUUACAGGCUAUUGCGAGCGAAAGAUUAACGAACGUUUGACAAAGAUUGUCAGUGCCAAGGUCAACAAGGCUAUUGAGGAGGAGGAAAGAAAACGAACCAAAGCAGAACAAAAGGCAGUAAAGAAAGGAGAGAAAGUUUCUGGACGUCAAGCUACUAUUCCAGCACUUUUCGAUUCGAAAGAAGACGAUAAACUCCCGGAUAUGCCUGUUCUCAAUAGAGCAGAUACAAUGACAACCUUACCACAGUAUACAUCACGACCAGGUACACCAAGUAGUAAUCUUCCACAAACAGCCAGUUUCGAACUUGAGAAAUUGGAUCAAAAACGACCAUUACCUGGAAGAUCUGUUACAGGGUCAAGUUAUGCUUCAAAUGCUCCUCUUAUGGGUAAUGCAGGUGAUAUGGGAAGAGUACCGGACUUACCACCACUUGAUACGGAUAUGCCAUUCCCUGCUCCACAAAGAACCAAUACUGGAGGAUCUCAAGGUAGCCAAUGGCAACGUGGUCCACCACAAGGUCCUCCUCAAGGUCCACCAAGAAUGCCAUCUGCAAUGGGUGAUCGUGGAUUUACAGCAAGUCCAUUUUCUUAUGCUGAUGGACGAAAUACACCUGGAUUUCCAGGACCACAAAGACAAAAUACAAUGGAUUCUUAUGGAAGACCAAUUCCUCGAUCGCAUACACCUAUGGGUCCUGGCCCAGCUCCAUCAAUUGGAAGACGUACACCAUUCGAUCCUGCUAUGCAAAAUCCUCAAAAUCGUAUGAUGUCUCCAGCAUCAGAAUAUGGAUCAGAAUAUGGAAGACAAACACCAUUCAAUCCAGCACUUCAAAAUCAAGGUCGACCUUCACCAGCUCCAGGGUCAGAAUUUGGAGGACCAAGACCACCAUUCAAUUUCUAUAAUGAUCAAGGAAGAUCAUCUCCAGCUCCUGGGUCUGAGUACGGUGGUCCAAGACCACCAUUCAACUACAAUCAACAAGGACGUUCAUCACCAGCACCUGGACCUGAUUUCAGUCGUAGAACACCAUUCGACCCAGCUCUCCAAAACAAUGGACGUGCUUCUCCAGCUCCUUCAAAUAUGGGUCAAGGGUAUGGGCAAAAUACACGAAGUCCGCCAUCAGCAAAUCCAGCUGGGUAUAAACCAUUCAAUCCCCAUUCCAUCAACCCAACAUUAGCAUCACCAGUCGAACAAGAAGAACAACACCAACAUGGUUUCGAUUUCGGUACGGGCACAUCGAGUCCACCUCGAGUUAGGAAUUUAACGGAGCCUAUUCCAAGGGCUGCGACUACGGGACCAGAACAAAUGAGAUCUCAUGGAAAUCGAAAUGAAGAUUAUGGAGAUGAGGAAAUGGGAUCUAUUUCUCCUCCUAGAAGAGCGGCUACGGAAGUUGGUGAAUUUAAUCCAGAUCCAAGAACGAAUCAAAAUCAAGUUCAUCAAAGACAUGGCUCGGAAUCUGGAUCGGAAUCGGGAUCUGCACCAUGGGGAGGUUAUAGAUGAGAGGUGUUUUGAAUUUAAGGGAUUUGAAGAAUUGAGAAAGGGCGUUCAAUCUGGAUUGGAAUGUAUAUUUAAAGCGAAAUGCUGAUAGGGGGUGUUUAACUUUUGACAGGGAUGAAUUACAUAUUUGGUGGUGUUUUGAGGUGGUUCUUUGGUGUUUAUAGGAAGGAGGGUUAUAUUUAUUCACUUACGUUCUUUAUGAAGAUAUUUGAAAGGAGGAGAUGAGGAAGGGAAUAUGAGGAAAAAUAGAUUUAUAUACCACUUGUGUGUAUGGUAGGAAAUCUACCGCUCGUGGGGUGGUAUCAUAUCUGUGAGAGAUGAAUUGGGGAUGUUUAUACGAAUUGGUGGAUUGAUGAUAGUAAUGAAGAAUUACUGAAUUGGAAGCGGCGGAACGAUUGAUGGUUUCGAAAUGAGGUGAGGUGGAUACUAGAUAGAUAGAUAGAUACCUAUGAGAUACCUAAUUUGAAAGAUAAAAUAA